Molecule: messenger RNA, 2321 nt
Organism: Alnus glutinosa
Lineage: Eukaryota; Viridiplantae; Streptophyta; Magnoliopsida; Fagales; Betulaceae
Product: amino acid transporter AVT6A-like
Exons: 6
Coding region: 621-2018 (465 amino acids)
Biological process (GO): amino acid transmembrane transport
Molecular function (GO): amino acid transmembrane transporter activity
Source: RefSeq, a predicted model, not a curated record
AGCAUCAAAAUACCAAGAUUUUAGUACUAGUCUCUCUCUAAUUAUUGGUUUUGAAGCUCAAAUUUAUUCAGUUUCUUUUUGCGUUUUGAAAGUCUCUUCUUUAUCUUUUAGAUUAUACCAAAAAUCUCUGUGACUUGGGUGACUUUGGUGCUUAUCUCUGACGAGAGAAUUGGGUUUGGGGAAUUUCGCCUUCUGGGGAACUGGGUCAAUCUGAAAAGUUCCAGUUUUUUUCGUUGUAAAUGUUUGUUAGCAGUUGUGUAUAUUAAGUAGUUACUCGAAUUCAAGUUAAUUUCAAUACUUUCAUUUCUGGGUUUUGAAAUUUCUUCUGGUUUUCUUAGUUUUUGCCUUGUACAAUUUGCGACAAUUUGCAAAGGAUCUGCCUCUUUUGGCAAUUUGUAAGAAGUGAGUUUUUCCAAUUUUAGCUACUUGGGUAUUGGGUUUGAAUACCUGGUUGUUUUGGCUCUAGAAAAACCCACUUCAGAAUCAUUGUACUGAACCACAAUAUUUCGUAUUGAAGUUCUUCCAUCUUUUACAGGUUUUUAUUUACACAGUUAUCGAGCUCCUGUUGUAGAUUGCCUAAGCUUGGAAUUUUUGUUUGGAGAAAUUAAAGAUACUGAAGGAUGACGAUUGGAAAUGUUGCACCUAAGAAGGAGAGGGAGUCACGAAAUUCCGAAGCAAUUGUUGAUGGGAAAGCCCCCUUGUUGCCUAAGAGGCAAGAGGAAGCUGUUGGGUUUGAUGAGUUUAAUGGUGCUUCCUUUACUGGGGCAGUGUUCAACUUAUCUACCACAAUUGUUGGUGCUGGGAUCAUGGCGUUGCCAGCAACCAUGAAAGCUUUGGGGCUUGUUCUUGGGAUUGCCAUGAUAAUCUUUAUGGCGUUUCUGACCGAUGCUUCAAUCCAGUUUCUGCUUAGGUUUAGCCGGGCAGGGAAGUCGGUUUCUUAUGGAGGUCUUAUGGGGGAUGCCUUUGGAAAAUAUGGGAAAUUUUUUCUGCAGUUAAGUGUCAUAAUUAACAACAUUGGCGUACUCAUUGUGUACAUGAUUAUUAUCGGCGAUGUGCUUUCUGGAACAUCUUCAAGUGGAGUUCACCAUGCUGGUGUCCUCGAAGGGUGGUUUGGAGACCACUGGUGGAAUGGGCGCACCUUUGUUCUCUCUGUCACGACGCUUUGCAUAUUUGCUCCAUUGGCAAGCUUUAAGCGAAUCGAUUCAUUAAGGUAUACAUCUGCUUUAUCAGUUGCCCUGGCGGUUGUGUUUCUUGUUAUUACCGUUGGAAUUUCCAUUAUGAAGUUGAUAAGUGGAGGCGUUAUGAUGCCUAGAUUGCUACCCGAUGUUACUGAUCUGACAUCAUUCUUCUCACUCUUCACUGUAGUCCCUGUUCUUGUCACUGCAUAUAUCUGCCACUAUAACGUUCACAGCAUAGACAAUGAACUUGAAGAUUCCACACAGAUAAAAGCGGUAGUGCGAACUUCGCUUGCUUUAUGCUCAUCUGUGUACAUAAUGACAAGCUUUUUUGGGUUCCUUCUGUUUGGUGAUGCAACUCUAGAUGAUGUGCUUGCCAACUUUGAUACCAAUCUUGGCAUUCCUUACAGUUCACUGCUCAAUGAUGCUGUCCGUGUUAGCUACGCUGGCCACCUCAUGCUCGUAUUUCCCGUUGUCUUCUUCCCAUUGCGGCUCAACUUGGAUGGCCUCCUCUUUCCCUCAUCAAGGCCUUUGGUUCGGGAUAAUUGUAGGUUUGCAUUGAUCUCAAUUGGGCUCAUUACUCUUAUAUUCUUAGGUGCAAAUUUCAUACCCAGCAUUUGGGAUGCCUUCCAAUUCACUGGAGCAACUGCUGCAGUGUGCCUUGGGUUCAUUUUUCCUGCUGCCAUUACUCUUAGGGAUCGGCACUACAUUGCAACGAAGAAGGACAAAUUCUUGGCUGUCUUUAUGAUAGUCCUAGCAGUCUUCUCAAACCUGAUGGCCAUAUAUAGUGAUGCCUAUGCCUUGAUAAAGAAGAAUACAUCUCCCCAGACUCCCCGUGAAUGAUCUCUCAUGUCACUCCUCCAUCUGAAGAAAUGCCCAAGCGGGAGGUUUUGGUGAUGCUUGUGAGGAAGGAAACCAUAGUCCCUAUGGUGGGACCAUUUGGAGUCCAAUCAGAAAACAACCAGGGUUUUCUGUAAGGGUUUGAGGAGUUGAACUAUAGUUAUAAUAAGACGACAUACUACUUGGUUGUACAAAGGUACUUUGCUAAACAAGUAUGCCGGAGAUAUACAUGCAUUUGAGAUUCGUGUACAUUGUAUUGUUGUCUUGCUUUGUGCUUGGUAUUGGAUCUUGUUGUGUGGACCAGAA